Messenger RNA from Iphiclides podalirius (scarce swallowtail), 468 nucleotides. The record is from the annotation of a GenBank genome assembly. NCBI's taxonomy places the organism in Eukaryota, Metazoa, Arthropoda, Insecta, Lepidoptera, Papilionidae.
AUGAUGUCGGAGCUGUCACGAGAAAUUGGAGAAAUUUGGUCGCGUUUAUUUGACCAUCGUCCAUUUUUAAAUGGGGAAAUCAAGUUUAUGUUAAAAGAGUUCGAGGAAAAACGAGGUGAUCGUGAGGUAGAAAAUUUAUUUUCCAUAUUAGAAAAUCUAACUGACAUUAAAGAUACUCAAGUUGAAAAAAUAUGCAAAAAUGGUAAAACCACACUGCCAAUUUUAAGUGAAAAGUUGGAACAAAGUCUACAGCUUUGUGAAGAAAUUGAAAAAGAAUAUUCAGAGAUAAAAAAGGUGUGUAAGCAAAAGCAAACUGAAAAUCAGGAGAAAAGACAAAAAGAAUGGGAUCAAUUCAUUGAUGACAUGAAUUUUAAGUGUCAAAGAAUUGACAAUACAUUUGAAGAAAAAGAGGAAGAACUUAGAGAUUUAUAUGCAGAUUUAAAACAUAAAUUAAAUAUUACUGAUAAC